GCUGCUACAAGUUACGAUCGAUCCAGGCUUUUGGAGUCUGUUGCCUGCCUCCGUCUAUGUAGAUAAAGACAUGCUUGUACAGACACAUCCAUACACCUGGAUCGGACUGGACCUGGUGUGGAAGCAAGGCAUCGCCCUUUAAUUUGGAAAAACCAGACGCGCAAGGGUUUCCUCUUGCGCGCAACUACUACCGGCCACUCCACCACCAUGCCCUCGCGUGCAAACCACACCCCGUCUCUGCUUCUACCACUACUCUUGCAAGCUAAAAACCUUUGUGUCUAGCUUGCAUCUCUCUCCACUCUCCUCAAGGCACCAACCCAACCUUUGGCUCUUCUUCUUCCAACCUCAGAACCUCUCUCCAUCUCUCUAACGGGCCAGGAUCAUCCGAAACUGCAAAGGAAUCAGUUUGAUUCCUGUGAUGGAGUCGGCGGCGAGGUUGCGGUACGGCCGGCCGGACGAAGGCGGAGGAGCAGAGGCGGAGAGCAGCAGCCAGGCCGAGCAGGAGGUGCCCUGCCUGCUGGACAUCUACGUGCACCACGCGCGGGGCAUCCACAACAUCUGCAUCUACGCCGACCAGGACGUGUACGCCAAGUUCGCGCUCACCUCCGCGCCCGACCACGCCCCGGCGCUCUCCACGCGCGUCGCGGCGGGGGGCGGCGCCGGCCCGCGUUUCGACGAGCGCCUCCCGCCGCUGCGCGUCCGGGCCGGGAGGGUCGCCGUCGACGUGCUCAAGUGCGAGGUCUGGAUGCGCAGCUGCGCCAAGCGGAUGCUCGAGGACCAGCUCCUCGGCUUCGCGCUCGUACCGCUCGCCGCCAUCGCGGCUGCCGACGGCGCGCGUCUCGACCGGGACUUCGAGCUCUCGUCCACCGACCUCUUCCACUCGCCCGCGGGGACCAUACGGCUGUCUCUCGCCCUCCACUCGGGGAUCCCCGGCGACGCGUGCCCGCUGCCGGAGCGCGGCGCCGAGUCGUCGAUCGCGUCGGAGGUGGUUAUCCUCGAGCCCGCGCCACCGGUUGACUACUCGAGGAUCGAGUUCGAUGACCUUAAGGUGGACCAAGAAAACCAAGCCAUGGCCGUGCAGUACCUGCCGUUCUUGCAUCUCGGGGAGACUCCGCGGCCGCCGGAGGCCACGGAGGACGCCGAGAUGAGCACGAGCCCGCGCUGGGAGAAGGCAGCGUUCUCGGACGACGGCAGCAAGAACGCAUCGACGACCAGCACGGUCAGCGAAGACAGGGUGAUCUCUGCUUCCGCCGGGGCAGUAGAGAAGCCGGUCGCCGACGUCGACAAGGCCACCUCGGUCCCCAUGUCCUGCCGCUCGCCGGACACACCGACGUCCUCCAGCGGGGAGAAGGCCGACGACGUGUUCAAGUCGCCGCUGGGAGACAUCGACAUGGAGGCCGAGCAGAGCGCGAUGCAGCGUCAGAUCAUGGAGAUGUACGUGAAGAGCAUGCAGCAGUUCAGCGAGUCGCUGGCCAAGGUGCAGCUGCCGUUGGAGCUUGACGGCGUCGUCGUCCAGAAGGAGGAGAAGCCUGGCAACAAGGUGAUCCACAUGCAGCAGCAGCCGCAGCAGCAGCAGGUGAAGAAGGAUGGGACGAGGGUGUUCUACGGAAGCAGAGCUUUCUUCUGAACAAAAUUUGCAGAGAGCUAAAAUGCAAGCAAAGUAAAUUCGGGACAGCAAUCGCCUGCCGUUUGACAAUUAUUAGGUUUUUCCUGUCAAUUGAUGUUGUUAACUUGGUUCAUUCGAUCAUCUAAAGUACGAAUUCACAUGCUGUAAUGAGUUGAGAGUUGAGAAGUUUGAGAGUGGAAUAGAAUUUUGCGUGACCAGUCAGUGUAGUAGGCUUUGUUCAAUCUUCAGAAACUCAACUCUGUGAAGCCAGAUGAGAGUGUGAAGUUUGUGCAUUGGCAGUAGAGUGUAAGAUGGCAAGAGUUUAAGUGAAAGCUACUGCCUAGAGUGCUAACCCCAACUGUUCGUCUGUACAAAUUACAAAAUGAAUGAAACGAGUAGAGAUAUCUGAAAA
This is a messenger RNA of Panicum hallii, 2018 nucleotides long. RefSeq lists its product as uncharacterized. The transcript is spliced from 2 exons. Bases 419 to 1627 code for a protein of 402 amino acids. Lineage: Eukaryota; Viridiplantae; Streptophyta; Magnoliopsida; Poales; Poaceae. The record is from RefSeq and is a predicted model, not a curated record.